AAAUUUUUUGCUGUGACAGUUUCACCUGAAGACGGAAGCUUGUGUUGCCUCCGAAACGUCGUGAUUUUAUUGUUUUUAUUUUUUUAUUAAUUUUAAUUUCAUUUUUUACCUACGUGACUUUACCGAAAGAACUAAGAGUAUGAAUCCUUGCAGUCACGAAAGCUUCAAAUCUACAUGUUUCACGGAACCACAUUUUACAAACUGCAGACUCUUUUCACUUAUUGGCCAAGACAUUGUCUUCAACGUUGAAUUACAAAUGACCACACAUUGUGUAAUUUUUGUUAAACAAGCAUCCCAGACUGGAUUUCGUCAUGUCUUUCAAACAAGCCCAGUGCCCAUCUGCAUCUCGCGGUGAAGAUGAGGAGCCAUGGGAGACAUCAUAAUAAUAAUGUCGGAGCCUGUGACGCUGAACGUGGGCGGACACCUUUACAGCACGUCGCGCGCCACGCUCACGCGCUACUCGGAUUCCAUGCUGGGCGCCAUGUUCAGCGGGGACCUGCCGACUGCGAGAGACGCGCAGGGGCACUACUUCAUCGACCGCGACGGGCCGCUCUUCCGCUACGUGCUCAACUUCCUGCGCACUUCAGAACUCACCCUCCCGCAGGACUUCAAGGAGAUUGAUCUCCUACGAAAGGAGGCUGACUUUUAUCAAAUAGAGCCGCUCAUCCAGUGCCUCAAUGAGCCAAAGCCCCUUUACGCGUUGGAUACUUACGAGGAGACAGUGGAGCUGGCAAGCACUCGCAAGCUCAGCAAGUACUCGAACCCAGUGACGGUGAUCAUCACGCAGCUCACCAUCACAACCAAGGUGUUUGCGUUGCUCCAGAGUAUCGCUGGAAACUUCACGCGCUGGAACAAGCACAUGAUGGAUACGCGCGACGCCCAAAUGUCUUUCACGUUUGGGCCGUGUGAUUAUACGCAAGAAGUGUCGCUGCGCGUGCACCUGUGGGAGUACAUUGCACGCCAGGGGUUUUCUCUGAGAUGCUCUCGCGUGCACCACAUGAGUGAGCGCGCCAAUGAGAACACAGUCGAGCACAACUGGAGCUUUUGUCGCCUGGCGCGGAAGAGCGACGAUUGAUCGUCGCGUUGCAUCUCGUGGCCGGGUGAAUUUUCCACCACCUUGUCCCGUUUGCACCUCCUGUGAGUUUAGAUGUCAGGACUCGUACCAGUGAGUGUAUGCCGUGAAAUUACAAACGUUACACGUCGCCCAUCGCUCCUACUUUUUUUUUUACCAAAACACCUUUCCCGUGGGCACAAUGUCUUGUCCUUGAGCAAUGAACAUGGACACCGGGUUUUCAUGCAGGCCCCGGUGGGCUGAUAUAACUAGACCCUCUUGUGGCCGCUAACAACACGUACCCCAGCAGUGUAUGACUAUUGGGGGAUCUUUAUUUCGUGACAUCCGGUUUUAGCCUCGUAGCCCACGAUUUUCAGCGAACGCAUAAUCAGACUGGCAUAGGGCAGGAAGAGCUGGUACAAUAGGAUUCGAAGUGGUAUGUUUCGUGUAUUUGGGAUGAGAGGUUAUAUAAUGUGCUUUGGGAUGCUGGGGUUAGAUGUUAAUCGGCAACACGCCCAGCCACCCUGUGCCUUCCCAGUGGUGAUGUUUACACACCACACCAGGGGCUCUUAUCAGGUCGAGCAACCUCUGGAAGGCCCACAACAGAAUCGGGAUCGAACCCAUGCUGCCAGAAUCAUAAUGGUUUCCUCCGGUAUCAAGACAUAUUAACAUCUUCUUGGUUCUUUCGAUAAAGUCACGUAGAAUGGAAAUAAAAAUAAAGUAAAACAAUAAAAUAAUAAUUCUAAUUAUUUUCUUAUGUUGAAUUUUAUUAUUAUUUUAUUAUUUCCAUUCUACGUGACUUUACCGAAAGAACCAAGAAGAUGAAUCCCUGCAGUCACGAAAGCUUUAAAUCGAAAUAUUCACAGUGUUAAUGCAGUACACAACUGCACCACCACGCCAUACACUGUUGUAGUAUGUGUAUGUUUGGCGAGUGGGAUUCUCGUAUCCAACCAGUGAAGAAUAUCUGAAGCAGCCCUGGGCCUCUCCUAGGUCGACUCAGCCUUAAAUGAGAACUUGGGAUCGUGUGUAAACAUCACCAUUGAGACAAAGGUGUCCAGUCGUGGUGCUGGCAACCCAGCCUCCCUUGGUGCUGCUAACAGCAUUUGCCCCAGCAGCCUGUGGAGGAGGCCGUCUGUAAAUGACGUCACGCACCUGGUGGGGGGGUCAUACAUUUGUGACGAUGUGUGACAAGGGGGGAUGGGUUUGAGAAAUGUGACGUCACAUCAAAAUGCGCAACUUUAAAUAAAUAUAGACAACACGUUCUACUAAAUCACGGUAAAUAGACUUUUAAUAAAUGUUUUCUCCUACAAUAGAGUGCAGCGCCGCAGAGUUUUGUGACGUCAUAUUUGAGGGGGGGGGGGGUCUGACUU
Molecule: messenger RNA, 2421 nt
Organism: Lethenteron reissneri (Far Eastern brook lamprey)
Lineage: Eukaryota; Metazoa; Chordata; Hyperoartia; Petromyzontiformes; Petromyzontidae
Product: BTB/POZ domain-containing protein KCTD6-like
Biological process (GO): protein homooligomerization
Molecular function (GO): protein binding
Source: RefSeq, a predicted model, not a curated record